Messenger RNA from Metopolophium dirhodum (rose-grain aphid), 2926 nucleotides. Its product is annotated as piggyBac transposable element-derived protein 4-like. The record is from RefSeq and is a predicted model, not a curated record. The coding region runs from base 578 to 2215 and encodes 545 amino acids. NCBI's taxonomy places the organism in Eukaryota, Metazoa, Arthropoda, Insecta, Hemiptera, Aphididae. The transcript is spliced from 2 exons.
UUGCAGCUAAUGGCAAUUAUUUUGUUGCAUAUUACUACAUAUUUAAAGGUUUUAUUAUUUCAGCAUAUUGACUUAAAAACCAAUUUUUAUCCGGGCUACGAAUCCUCCUUUACAGCUAAUGGGUAUAUCUUCAUGAGACACCCUGUUUAACACGUUGACUGCCACAAGCCCGCCGGCGACCCAAGUCGUAUCAGCGCGUGUCAGGCCAUACUAUUUUUACAUCGUAUGUCGUAAAUGUUUACAUUUAUAAAAAUAGAUCUAGUUGUUGGAUUUUAAUAAAAUUGAUAUUUUUAGAAACAGUUAAUUGUAGAUAAUAUCAUGAAAAAAAGAAAAGUCUUGGGUCGCCGGCUGGCAAGUGGCCUGCUAAAAAAGUAAUAUUUCGUACAAGCCACUUGGGUCGCCCGCUGUCUCGUGCAAGAUAAUAAUAAUAUUUAUUUAUUACACAUUUGUCAAUACGUCAAUUAUCUUUUAGUAUUCACGUUGAACAAGAAGUGUGAACAUCUCGUGGUUAUCAAGUUCUGAAUUGUAUUAUUAUUUUUACUUUAUUUUACGUAAAAAUUGUUAAUAUAAUAUUAUAAUGGAUGAACGCAUGAUUAAUAAUGCAUUAGAUGAUGCUGACAUUUUUUCUAGUGACAGUUUUGACGAUAGUGAUAGUGAUCCAAUAUAUUGUGUUGAAAGUGAAAAUAAUAGUGAUUCUCAAGAGUCGUCAGAUGAUGAGAUUGGUGAUAAUCAAAUUGAGGAUCUAAUUUUAUCAACACCUAACAAUAGCCAAUCAAAUUGGAAAACUGUAACAGGUGCGAAUCAAAAAAUGUUUAACUUUAUGGGAAAUUCGGGGCCAUUAGUCAUUUUAGACGAGGAUAUGGGACCUAUGGAUUAUUUUAAAUUAUUUUGUACCGACGAAAUAAUUGAGUUAAUGGUCAUUGAAACAAAUAGAAACGCUCAACAAUUUUUAAAUACUCAACAAAUUACACGUGGUAGUAGAUUUUCAUUUUGGCAAUCAAUAAACCAAAAUGAUAUGGAAAAAUUUAUGGGACUUUUGAUGUGGAUGGGACUCGUAAAAAUGACUUCGAUAGCUGAUUAUUGGAGCAAAGCUGAACGUUAUAAAAAUGGUGUUGCACCAAAAACAAUGAGUCGGAAUAAGUUUGAACUCAUUCUUAGGUUUUGGCAUUUUGAGGACAAUGAGACUGCUGACAAAGCCGAUCGCUUAUACAAAGUAAGAAAAUUACUUAAUAUGGCAAACGAAUUAGUAAAAAAUAUACAGAAACCUGGAGAAAUAAUUGCAGUGGAUGAAUCUAUGAUACCUUUUCGAGGAAGACUGAAAUUUCGGCAGUAUAUCCCAAAUAAAACACAUAAAUAUGGCGUAAAAUUUUUCAAAGUAUGUGGGACUAAUGGUUACACGUAUAAAAUUAUUAUAUACGAAGGAAAACAAUCUAAACCCGGAGAAGCGUUGAGUGAAACAAUAGUAACUUCUUUGUGUGAAAAUUAUCUGAACGAAGGGCGUACUAUUGUCACUGAUAAUUUUUAUACGUCUGUUCCACUAGCGGAAACACUUUUAAGGCAAAACACUCAUUUGGUUGGAACUCUUAGAAAAAAUAGACGUUUUUUACCAAAAACAGUGAUAGAAAAAAAAUUGAAAAAAGGGGAAAUUGUCGGUCUGGAAAACGAUUCUGGUAUAGUAGUAUCUAAAUUUAAAGAUAAACGCGACAUUCACUUACUUUCAACGCGACAUCAAUUAAAUAUGACAAACACUGGUAAGAAAAAUAGGAAUCAUGAAGAUAUAUUUAAACCAGACAGCAUAUUAUUCUAUAAUGCUGGAAAAGCAGGCAUAGAUUUAUCGGAUCAGUUAGCGUCGUACUGCACUCCUAUGAGAAAGAGUGUUCGGUGGUAUCACAAGGUAGCAACAGAGAUAAUUUUAAAUACAUUUGUUGUAAAUUCUCAAAUUAUGUAUAAUGAACAACAUUUUCGAAACAAACUCACCAUACAUAAAUUUCGUGAAGUGCUUGUAGAUAAACUCCUUGAAUUAAAACCUACAUCUUUACGUGUUUCAAAUUCUGAACAACCUCUUGAAAAUAGAUUUCAAAGACGACAAAUAAUAAAACAUAAACUCGAGGAGACAGAAGAAAAAUGUUCAAGAAACAGAAAAAAAAGAAAAAGGUGUACUGAAUGCUAUACAAAAUUUUCGAAAGAACUAGGAUACAACUUUGAACAAGGCUAAGAAAGUAACAACCUUUUGCAGUCUUUGCCCAUCAAAACCAUCGGUUUGCAUACAAUGUUUUCAAGACCAUUUAAAAAAACAGAAUGUAUGAAUACAAUUUUGUUACUUUUUUGUAUAUAUUUUUAUUUUUAAGUAAUUUAAAGUGAAUUUUUUUUUAUCAAUUUCUCUAGGGUACCUCUUUAUUUUUUAAAAUUUUAAUUUUAACGUUUUAUACUACUAUUUACUAUGCAUUUAUAUAUUCAAAUAUUACAUUUUUUUGUAUAAAAUAUAAAUGUAUUAAAGUUGACGGAUUUUAUUGUUUUUUUUUUUUAAAAAUGAUCAAAAUCGUCUUGUCUACGCCAUGGUCCAAUCUAAAUAUUGUUCUCUCCAAGCCAUAAAGAAUUAGAUACAUUUAAUGUUGAUGUUAAAUUUGGCAGCCGGCGACCCAAGUGGCGUCACAUUAAUAAUAGGAUUUAGGUCGCCGGCGACCCAAAUAGCUUCACAAUCAAAGACAUCACUUGGGUCGCCGGCGGGCUUGUGGCAGUCAACGUGUUAAGGACAUUUUUAAUUUUUAAGUCACUAUAGAUAAGUUUAGUCUUGAUUCUAAACAUGCCUUGAAUAAUUAACUAAAAAUUAAUCUACAUUAAAUUCACACCUCUAGAACAAGUCUCCCAUAACUCAAUAUUCAUCAAUUUUAAGUUAUAUUUUUGAAUAGUAAAAAAAUAAUGCAAG